AUGGUUUCGUUAUUUCGCCAAAUGAUAAUGAUCAAUGUUGUUCCAUUUUCUGCAAAAGCGGAAAACCAAGAAAAUGUAAAGGAAAAAGAGAUAAUUGAUAAUCAGCUAAAGGGAAAGUACGCUAUUGCCGAUCUCAAGGACAUGGGCACAUUUGAUCCCAACAGAGAUUCCUUAUACUUGAAUAAGUUUUGCAUUGACCAUGGUCUACUCCUUGCAAUUGUACAAGGUAAACGUAAAUUGGGAAAUUUCGGAUCACGUCUGCCACCUAAUGAUUCACUUUGGGAUACGUAUUCAAGAGGAAUUCAAUGUAAUGUAAUACGUACCAAAAAUCCCGAUACAAUUGCAUUAGUCACCGACGAUAGUGAUUAUGAACCAAUUACAACGAUGGCCCUUAAGUAUAAUUGGAUAGUUGAAACUUGGUUCUGGGAUUUGGGAAUAUCCUUUGAACUUAAAAAUAAAACGAUCUUCACACCUCUAGAUAAAUAUUCUAAGUCCUUGUCCUUUUCAUAUGGUUUUGGACCUAACAUCACAAAGACAAUCGAUUACCGGUUAUCCAGUUCAGUAUUGGAGAAGCAAAGAUAUAAUGGAACUUUUCUCGUUUGGACGUCUUCAGUUGGUGGGAACGGUUAA
Funneliformis geosporum is the source of this 630-nucleotide messenger RNA. NCBI's taxonomy places the organism in Eukaryota, Fungi, Glomeromycota, Glomeromycetes, Glomerales, Glomeraceae. The record is from the annotation of a GenBank genome assembly.